Molecule: messenger RNA, 1485 nt
Organism: Penicillium coprophilum
Lineage: Eukaryota; Fungi; Ascomycota; Eurotiomycetes; Eurotiales; Aspergillaceae
Product: splicing factor ESS-2 family protein
Exons: 1
Coding region: 1-1485 (494 amino acids)
Cellular component (GO): catalytic step 2 spliceosome
Source: RefSeq, a predicted model, not a curated record
AUGGCGUCUCCUCCUUCGCAGGAGCUGGUCAAGCAAUCUGCUGGCCAGCUUAUGCCUCCUCCGCCACCCCCGAAGCGAAUCAAACGUCCCGCGACCGUCCUUGACGAAGACGUCUACACCAGCACUUUGUCCCACAUUAUCGCCCGUGACUUCUUUCCGGGAUUACUCGAGACACAAAUAAAACAAGAAUACCUGGAAGCCCUUGAGUCGAAAGAUAAAGCAUGGAUCGCAAGUUCGAAGAAGAAAUUGGCAGGCGUCAUGCGUACGCCUACCCCAGGGUCAAAUGUAAGACGAAAGUCAGACUAUGCAUCGGUCCCGAGUACACCGCAGCAUUUCCCUUCCGGGCAACCGGGUGAUACUCCGCACGGCUGGGGAGGCGAUACUCCCAUGUCGGUCAUAUCAACUUCCACGGCGGCAACCGAAACGCAAGACCGACAUAUACCUGAUGUAUCGAAUAUGGGACUGGUCGCCUUCCAGGCGAAGUAUACCAGCGAAGACAACGAGUCCUUCAACAAAGUCUUGGACAAGCAGAAUGAAAAGCGACGAGAGAAACACCCCUGGCUUUGGAGCGGGAACAAAAUCCCCUCGGCCCGGCAAAUUGCACACCACCAACAAGAAAUCAAGCGCAUCACAGCCCAAGGCGGAAACCCGGAAACGGGCCUCAUCAAACGAGACGAGCAUGCUCAACCUGCCAUCAAAACAGACCUGGAUGCGCGCCCCGCAAAUCCAGACACGUGGAAAACCCGACCAGACAACACCCUCAUGUUCCUGCCAUCAUCGGUGGAGGAUACCCACGAGACACUCGCGCAGAAAGCAGAAACGACAUCCCGAGCAGGCCUGAAGCGAACUCUCUACCAAAAUACCAGACUCCUAGACCCACAUGCCGCAGCAGCAGCGGAUGCCGCCAGCGCCGUACCCCCUUCACCCUCACUCUCUGCCAUUCAAGAUGCCAUCGCUGGCCGACCCCGCCUCGGCGAGUCGGAAGCUGCAUCCGCCUAUGCAGGGAGCGAGACUCCAAGGGUCAACGGAUAUGCCUUCGUCGACGAGGAUGAGCCCGAACCUGAAUUUACAUAUGGCUCCAGCUCCAAAACCGACGACAUGGAAGUCGACUGGCGCCUCCUCGGACCGACCUCUGAAAAGCCAAAUCCCUUCCAACUUGGCGAGACUCGCAAGCGUGAAGCCCUGCAUCACCGUAUGGUCGAUCGUGUAGCACGAAACAAACGUGCUGAAAAGGCCGCCCGUGUUACGAAGACGCCUGUCUCGUUGACCCCGCGCUUUGGUAGCAGUCCUCGGUUUGACUUUGGGUCUCAGUCUACGCCUGGGGCUGGCUCUAGUAGAGGCUCUGUCUCUGGUGGAGGACAUCAGGGAAAGAUGCUUACGCCUGCAGCGCAGAAGCUGUUGCAGCAGGUCGGGGGUACGCCAAGGUCUGGAGAGAGGAAAUCUGGACUGGGGAAUCUCUGGACUCCUACGCCGAAGCGAAAGUGA